This is a messenger RNA of Venustampulla echinocandica, 876 nucleotides long. RefSeq lists its product as uncharacterized. The coding region runs from base 1 to 876 and encodes 291 amino acids. NCBI's taxonomy places the organism in Eukaryota, Fungi, Ascomycota, Leotiomycetes, Helotiales, Pleuroascaceae. The transcript has a single exon. The record is from RefSeq and is a predicted model, not a curated record.
AUGUUCGAACAUUUCACAUUUGGCACGCUGCCUCAACCCCAUACAUGUCCGUCCGCUGCUGUCGACGACGACCUCCAUGCUUCCCCUCUCGAUACCUCUCUCCCUCCGCCCGUAUUUCCAACACAAUCAUCAUGUCCAUCCCCAAAAAGCUCAAAUUCUCCACAGCGCGGGAUCAACGACAUGGUAACGCGGUUCACCAACCACUCCCUCGCUCCCGAGGACGAGAUAUCACGACCGUCUAGUUGGCAGAACAGCCUUCCACCAACUCCUAUCAUCGAAUAUGACCCAACACCAGAUCCCUUUACCGGGCAAGAACUGUCCUACCGAUCGGCGAGGCGUGGUAGGACGAUGAGACGCUCCCGCCGCGGCUCAUCGCCAUCGCCAUAUCGCUCUUCCAGCCCAAGCCAAACCCUUCCCAGCAAACGAGCCCAACGGCAAAUAAAUGUUCAAAAGCAAAGCUGCUCAAGCCACCUGCGUGAUAUCCAUACCCUGGUAGAGAACAUGAUAGCCAGCAACUCGCAAUGCAACCUCCGCAAAUCAGCAUCGUUAUCCUAUCUCUCGAGCCCUCUCACCAGGGACAUAUUAAUCCCUGAUAUCCCCGAAUAUCCCGAUGGGGAACUCGUUCCGGACGACGAUGAAGGCUUUGAUGAGAUGGACGAUCCGCAUCAGUUUUUGAGACAGGCGAGCCUAAUACUAAGGGAAGUUUCGCUGCGGAGAGCGGGGACCCCUAGCGGGGUUCAGAAACAUAAUGGGUUGAGAUAUAGGGCGAGUGCCGAGUGCUUGGGAGGCAAUGGCCCUGGGCUGACACCGAAUGGGAGGGUGAAAGUUAGGUGUCUUCCGCGAAUGAGGAAGAGGCCGACCGUUCCGCCGGGAUGA